Messenger RNA from Chinchilla lanigera (long-tailed chinchilla), 4218 nucleotides. RefSeq names its product endogenous retrovirus group K member 25 Pol protein-like. The record is from RefSeq and is a predicted model, not a curated record. NCBI's taxonomy places the organism in Eukaryota, Metazoa, Chordata, Mammalia, Rodentia, Chinchillidae. Gene Ontology annotation, biological process: DNA integration; proteolysis. Gene Ontology annotation, molecular function: nucleic acid binding; RNA-DNA hybrid ribonuclease activity; aspartic-type endopeptidase activity.
AUGCACCUGGAUGAGGCAGAGUUUGUUGAUAUGGGCCCAGGAAGUAGGGAUUCUGAAUUUAAUGCUGCAGCUCACCGAGUAAAGAAAGGUUUUAAUAGUUUAUUUGGCUGGUUGGCAGAAGUAUGGCCCAAAAUAUGGCCCAUUGUGAAUGAGCUAGAGUUGCCUGAUAAUCCAUGGUUUACUAUUAAUGAAGGGACUCAGAGGCUUAGGGAAAUGGGAAUGGUAGAUUGGCUCUCUCAUGUUAAACCUAAUCCUCCACAUUGGGAUGAUCCAAAAAAUAUACCCUUCACUAACACUUUGAGAAACAGAUUUGUGAGGGGAGCACCAGCAUUCCUCGAGAGCUCUGUCAUUGCUCUUCUCUGUAUGCCAGACCUUACAGUGGGUGCUGCGGUUACUCAAUUAGAAAAUUUAAGGUCAAUGGGCUUGACUGGACCCUGGAGUAGAAGAGGUCAAGUGGCAGCACUUAAUCAUCAAAGGCCGGGUCCACGCACUUACUAUAAUGGACAGCAGAAGCAGAACAAUGAUGAGAAUAAUCUGACAAGUGCAGACCUAUGGUAUUGGCUAAUUAGCCACGCUGUUCCCAGAAGUGAAAUACAUAGGAAACCUACAAAAUUUCUACUAGAUUUAUAUAAUCAAAAAAAUUUCAAGGCAAAAGAACAGAAACCUACUUCAAAGCGUGGCCAGGUCCCCUUGGGGAAGGAUCCUGAUGCCCCCAAAAUUUAUACAGUUAGACUUUCUCCCAUCCUUCCCCAAAGGGACCUAAGGCCCUUUGCUCGAGUGACUAUACAUUGGGGAAAGGGGGAUGAUCAGACAUUUCAGGGACUACUAGACACUGGUUCUGAACUAACACUGAUUCCAGGGGAUCCAAAACAUCACUGUGGCCCUCCAGUAAGAGUAGAGACCUAUGGAGGUCAGGUGAUCAAUGGAGUUUUAGCAAAAGUCUGACUCACAGUGGGUCCAAUAGGUCCUUGGAUCCAUCCUGUAGUCAUUUCCCCUGCUCGAGAAUGUAUAAUUGGGAUAGAUGUACUUAGUACUUGGCAGAAUCUUCACAUUCGUUCCUUAACCUAUAGUGUGAGGGCUAUUAUGGUUGGGAAGGCCAAAUGGAAGCCAUUAGAGCUGCCUUUUUCUGGUAAAAUAGUAAACCAAAAGCAAUAUUGCAACCCUGGAGGGAUUUCAGAGAUUAGUGCCACCAUCAAGGACUUGAAGAAUGCAGGGGUGGUGGUCCCCAGCACAUCUCCAUUUAAUUCUCCAAUUUGGCCUGUACAGAAGACAGAUGGGUCUUGUACAGUGAUGGUGGAUUACCAUAAACUGAAUCAAGUGGUGACUCCAAUUGCUGCGGCGGUACCAGAUGUGGUUUCCUUGCUUGAGCAGAUUAAUACAUCUCCUGGAGGUUGGUAUGCAGCUAUUGUUUGGGCAAAUGCCUUCUUCUCCAUACCUAUCCAUAAAGAUCAUCAGAAACAAUUUGCCUUCAGCUGGCAAGGCCAACAAUACACCUUCACUGUCUUCCCUCAGGGGUACAUUAACUCACCAGCCCUGUGUCACAACUUAGUUUGCAGGGAUCUUGCUCGCUUUUCUCUCCCACAAGACAACACAUUGGUCCAUUAUAUUGAUGAUGUUAUGCUGAUUGGGCCCAGUGAGCAGAAGGUAGCAACCACUCUGGAUUUGUUAGUAAGCCAUUUGAGAGCCAGAGGAUGGGAAAGAAAUCCAACAAAAAUUCAACGUCCUUCUACUUCACUGAAGUUCCUAGGAGUCCAGUUGUUUGGAACAUGUAGAGAUAUUCCUUCUAAGGUAAAAGACAAGUUGUUGCAUCUGGCUUCCCCUAUGACCAAAAAGGAGGCACAACGCCUAGUGGGCCUAUUUGGAUUUUGGAGGCAACACAUUUCUUACUUAGGUGAUUUACUCUGGCCCAUUUACCAAGUGACUCGGAAAGCUGCUAAUUUUGAGUGGGGCCCAGAACAGGAAAAGGCCCUGCAACAGGUCCAGGCUGCUGUUCAGGCUGCUCUGCCACUGGGGCCAUAUGAUCCAGCAGAUCCCAUGGUGCUUGAAGUGUCAGUGGUAGAUAGAGAUGCUGUUUGGAGUCUCUGGAAGGCCCCCAUAGGUGAAUUGCAGCAGAGGCCUUUAGGAUUUUGGAGCGAGGCUCUUCCAUCAUCUGCACACAACUACUCUCCCUUUGAAAAACAGCUCAUGACCUGUUACUGGGCCUUAGUGGAAACUGAACACUUGACUAUGAGACACCAGAUCAUCAUGUAACCUGAGUUGCCUAUCAUGCCCUGGGUAUUAUCUGAUCCACCAAGUCAUAAAGUUGGACAUGCACAGCAACAGUCUAUCAUUAAAUGGAAAUGGUAUAUUCGUGAUCUAGCCAGGGCAGGCCCAGAGGGUACAAGUAAACCACAUGAGGAAGUUGCCCAGAUGCCUAUGGCUCUUACACCUACUGUACUGCCUUCUGUUUCCCAGCAUGCACCUAUGGCCUUGUGGGGUGUGCCAUAUGAUGAGCUAUCAGAAGAGGCGAAGGCUAGGGCCUGGUUUAUGGAUGGCUCUGCAUGCUAUGCAGGCACCACCCGCAAGUGGACAGCUGCAGCAUUACAGCUCCUUUCUGGGACAUCCCUGAAGGACAGUAGUGAAGGGAAAUCUUCACAGUGGGUAGAACUUAGGGCAGUGCACUUCGCAGUACAUUUCACCUGGAGGAAGAAGUGGCCAGAUGUGCGACUGUACACUGCCUCAAAGGCCAUAGCAAAUGGUCUGGCAGGAUGGUCAGGAGCUUGGAAGGAACAUAAUUGGAAAAUCUGUGACAAAGAUAUUUGGGGAAGAGGUAUGUGGAUAGACCUCUCCACGUGGGCAAAGGAUGUCAAAAUAUUUGUUUCCCGUGUAAAUGCUCACCAAAAGGUGACAUCAGCAGAAGAGGACUUCAAUAAUCAAGCGGAUAAGACCUGGUCUGUGGAUAGUGGCCAGCCUCCUUCUUCAGCCAUCCUUGUCAUUGCCCGAUGGGCUUAUGAACAGAGUGGUCAUGGUGGCAGGAAUGGAGGUUAUACAUGGGCUCAGCAACAUGGACUCCCACUCAACAAGGCUGAUCUGGCUACAGCCACUGCUGAAUGCCUAACAUGCCAGCAGCAGAGGCCAACACUGAGUCCCUGGUAUGGCACCAUUCCCCGUGGUGAUCAACCUGCAAGCUGGUGGCAGUUUGAUUAUAUUGGACCACUUCCAUCAUGGAAGGGACUAUACUUUGUCCUCACUGGUAUAGACACAUAUUCUGGAUAUGGAUUUGCCUUUGCUUGUAAUGCUUCUGCCAAAACUACCAUCUGUGGACUCACAGAAUACCUUAUCCACUGUCAUGGGAUUCCACAUAGCAUUGCCUCUGACCAAGGAACACAUUUUACAGCCAAAGAAGUGAGGAAAUGGGCCCAUGCUCAUGGACUUCACUGGUCUUAUCAUGUUGUUCACCAUUCAGAAGCAGCUGGAUUAAUUGAAAGAUGGAAUGGUCUUUUGAAGACACAAUUACAGUGCUAGCUAGGUGGCAAUAGCUUGCAGGGCUGGGGUAAGGUGCUUCAAAAGGCUGUAUAUGCUUUGAAUCAGCAUCCACUAUAUGGCACUGUGUCUCCCAUUGGCAGGAUUCAUGGGUCCAGGAAUCAAGGGGUGAUAGUAGGAAUGGUACCACUCACCAUUACCCCUAGUGAUCCACUAGAAAAAUUUUUGCUUCCUGUCCCCACGACCUUACUUUCUGCUGGCUUAGAAGUCUUAGUUCCCGCGGGGGGGGGGGGUGUUACACUAGGAGGCACAGCAAUGAUACCAUCGAACUGGAAGCUAAGAUUUCCCCCUGGUCAUUUUGGUCUCCUCAUGCCUUUGAGGAAACAAGUUAAAAAGGAAAUCAUAGCAUUGUCAGCGGUGAUUGACGCAGACUAUCAGGGGGAAACUGGACUACUACUCCACAAUGGAGGAAAAAAAGAAUACACAUGGAGUGCAGGAGAUCCCGUAGGGCGCCUCUUAAUAUUACCUUGCCCUAUUAUUAAAGUCAAUGGAAAACUACAACAACCUAAUACAGGCACAAUGACAAAUGCUCCAGAGCCUUCAGGAAUGAAGGUGUGGGUCACUCCACCAGGAAAAGAACCAAGACCUGCUGAGGUGCUUGCUGAAGGUCAAGGGAAUACAGAAUGGGUAGAGGAAGAAUGUAUUUCUAAAUACCAGCUAUGACCCCAUGACCAGCUAAAGAAAAGAGGAUUAUAA